Anopheles nili is the source of this 564-nucleotide messenger RNA. RefSeq names its product CDGSH iron-sulfur domain-containing protein 3, mitochondrial. Bases 1 to 480 code for a protein of 159 amino acids. Gene Ontology annotation, molecular function: 2 iron, 2 sulfur cluster binding. Gene Ontology annotation, cellular component: intracellular membrane-bounded organelle. NCBI's taxonomy places the organism in Eukaryota, Metazoa, Arthropoda, Insecta, Diptera, Culicidae. The transcript is spliced from 4 exons. The record is from RefSeq and is a predicted model, not a curated record.
AUGCACAUCAGCUCGAUCGGACGUGAGCAUCGGUACACGUUCUGCGUUGCGUGCGUAAGUAACCAAAAAUGCCCUGCUUUCAUAAAGAUAUAUUUCUUCCAGAGAUCGUUUCACGCGUGUUUGGUUCGAUGGUACAGCACCGCUGGCGAUGGCUCGAAAUUUCCCAAAAAUGUUAUAGAACACCUCAACACCUCACAAGAACAACAAACAAACGGUGUAAUCUAUGAUAAGAAACCAUUCCGGAUUGACCUAGAAGAAGGAAAGCGAUACUCUUGGUGCCUUUGUGGUCGUUCUAAAGGUCAACCGCUAUGUGAUGGAACCCACAAGCUAGUGCAAUACAAAAUUACGCAGCGACCGGUGCGUUUUCAAGUUGAGAAAACCGGUACCUAUUGGUUGUGCAAUUGCAAACAAACCAAACGUCGCCCAUUUUGCGAUGGAACGCACAAGUGUGAGGAAGUCCAGAAAACCUCGGGAAAAUAACACGUCGCAUUUUUUACUUCUUGUUUCUGCCAGCGUGAUAGAUUCUUCUACUCUGAUGUUACGUCGGAAAAGAAAUUUUCGCGA